Messenger RNA from Rhineura floridana, 2181 nucleotides. RefSeq names its product flagellum associated containing coiled-coil domains 1 (gene FLACC1). Gene Ontology annotation, cellular component: cytoplasm. The transcript is spliced from 15 exons. Lineage: Eukaryota; Metazoa; Chordata; Lepidosauria; Squamata; Rhineuridae. The record is from RefSeq and is a predicted model, not a curated record. Bases 398 to 1573 code for a protein of 391 amino acids.
CCUUGUCGUUGACGAGAGUGCUCUCACGCUCACUUUAACUUGCUGUUUCCCUGGUUUACCCCCUAAUGGUUCAGGAAAUUCAGUAUUUGGAAGCAAGCUUAACACCUCUUUAUUUUUAGAACAAAUGGCUUUAAGCAGAAUCUGGACUCGUGACUAUAGCGAGAAAUCGGGUUAUUUUGUGUGCUUUGCCUUUAAGAACAGACUGGAAGGAAACAGACAGUAAGCUCGUUGCUAUGGUGAGAAAGCAAGCUAAUAUUGCACACAGAGAGAAAGGGGAUAGAAGCACAACUACCAAGACACGCUGUCUGGAAAGAUUUCUAAGCGUCAAGUUUAAAUUCAUGAAACGGAGACAACCGCUAAGCAGUUUUGAAACACACCAUCCCCAUGAUCAGUAGGCAUGUCCCAGUUCCACUCCUUGCACUGUCCUUGUUGGGAUCCUUGGAAGAUAGGAUGCAAAAGGCUGGUCAGAACCAGGGCAGGCACGCUGACUCAGAAGCCCAAACUGAAAUUUUCCUGCAGAACUAACGUGCAACCAUUAAGAAGCAGGGAGCCCAGAGAUAUAUCAAAGGAGUUUGAAGAUGAGAUCGUUCCUGGCUUUACCUUGUCGCACAGUAAGGAACGUAUUGGUGUCACACUGGGGGAGGAAUUCUUUGAGAAGAAAAGCCCUGUUGAAGAAACUGUCAAGCCCGUUGUGCUCAGUACUCCUCCAAAGCUGGAAACGGAAGAUAUUAUUGCUGACUUAGUGGAACAGAUAUCUGAGCUCACAGCUAUGAUGGAGCAAUUGAGCCGAGAUCACCAAACUACCCACAAACAGAUGGAGAAAGAUAUGGAAGAAAAAUGCAAUGAAAUGCAAGAGGAACAUGAGAAUAAAAUGAGGGAGAUUAAUUCAUUUCAUGCAGCGGAGAUGAAUGCUUUGGAAGAGCAGUAUAAGAAAGAAUUGCGGAAUGAGAGGGCAACUGCACAAGAGAAGCUGGGUGGGAUGCAGAAAGAGUACAAGUAUCUUAAGAAUGCAUUUCGUGUGUACCAGGAUAGUAUUUCUGAUGAAAUGGAGGAAAAGUGGCUGAGAAGGCAAGCAGAAUGGAAAAAAAGUGAGAGGACUGAGAGAGAGAAGGCACUGCUACAACAAAAGCAAUCCUUGACAAGAAAGUUUGAAAUGGAGAUAGAAGAACAGAAGAAGAUUAUUCAGAAUAACAGUUUUUUAAUAGGUAGAGUCUAUGAACAAGAGAGAGAGGAGUUCCAAAAGCAGCAACAAGAUUCCUUGGAUAAAAUAGCUGAGUUAAACAAAAAGGUUGAGACUUUGGAGGCAGAACUGAAGGAGAAGAAUGAGACUUUGGAUGCUAUCGCCUCCUCUCUUCACAACACAGAGAUGGAACUGCAGAAUGAGAAAGCCAACACAGCAGAGAUGGAGAAAAGUAUCCAGCAACGAAUUGCAUCAAUUGAAGAGAAACAUCGAAUUAAUAUCUCUUCUUUGGUAGAAGAAAAUGUCAUUCUGAGGCGCAAGCUCAUUAGGAAGAAUGAAGAGAUAUUCAAUCAACGUGCCCACCUAACUGGCAGCUUUGAGACAUUUGACUAGGACGAUGAGUAAGAAACCAACAAGUGUUUUGACUAUGGCAGGUCAGCAUGAACCUGCUUUUCUUCCCAAGAUCCUGCAUUUAAAGCCAAAUCUGCACUCCUAGAAUAAUUGGAGAUUAUUUGCCGAUAUAAGCCAUUAUGUUGUUCACUCUAACAUUAGCUACUGCCGAGUAAUCGUGUGUCAUAUUUCUCUUUUCCUGCCUUUCUGCUCCUGAACAUGAGAACAAAAUAGGGCUGUCAUUCACUUAUGUCAAUCACCACUUUGUAUAUAUACAGUGAACAGUUCUCUGGCACUGGUGGUGGAUGUGUAUAGCCUAGGUAUAUAAAACAAGAGGACCCAGCUUAGCUGAAUUUAACAUCCAAGCCCUUUUCAUUUAAAUGUGGGAGAGAGCUAAGCGGAAGUUUUCCUGUCCCAUGACAGCAGUGGGGUUUUUAAAAAAUGCUGCUGCCUUGUGCAUGAGGUGAUGUCCAGAGUUAUAAACUAUCUACAUAAUAAUUAAAGCUGUGUUUGCGUGCUAUUACAUGCCAUGCCAAGGAAUUGUGAUUUUAUAGGUUGAGUUUUUCUGAACUAGCUUUCGGUGUUGCUUAGUUGCAAUGGGUGGGCUUGUA